Messenger RNA from Beta vulgaris subsp. vulgaris (sugar beet), 1296 nucleotides. RefSeq lists its product as uncharacterized. The record is from RefSeq and is a predicted model, not a curated record. The transcript is spliced from 4 exons. Lineage: Eukaryota; Viridiplantae; Streptophyta; Magnoliopsida; Caryophyllales; Amaranthaceae. The coding region runs from base 1 to 1296 and encodes 431 amino acids.
AUGGUAGAAAGUUCAGACGAGGUAGUUGUAGUUGAAGCAGGUGUCAUUGGGGGAAAGAAUGUUGCGAGUGAUUUUAUCGAAGAUGACAUAGACAACUUUCUUGAAAAAUCUGAGCUUUCUAUCUCUACUAAGGUUAGGGCACCCACUUCAGAAGAACGCCCUAAUGAUUGUCCUAAGGGUUGGGUAGUCUUGUAUGAAUAUCCCUUCAAAAUUGGCUACAAAUUCCCCUUAAAUUCCCUAAUGACACAACUCCUCUCUGUCAUGCAAGUAAGUCCUGCCCAAAUUAUGCCCCUAGUCUGGCGGGUGGUUCAUGUAAUUGACAAAUUGGCCCAAGAUGCAAACAUGGAAUUCACUCUAGAGGACAUUUUAUACAUGUACGAAAUCAAGAGGGUAGAAGUUUCUAGAUACACUUUUUUCUUAAAACCUGGGAAGCACUCCUUAGUGGAGAAUUCUGGGGCAAACGACAGAGGGUGGAAGAAAAGAUACUUCUUUGUAAACAAGAAAUCCAUGGGAAAAAGUUUUGAUUACUUACAUGACGGAUGGAACUCCGAAGAAAUACUACCUCUACCCGUCGAAGAAUCAGUCUACAGUAGGACCAAAAUUAACCAACUCCUCAAGAAGUACUCCGCCAAGGAACGGAUGUUCCGCAACAAGUUUGAAUUGACGCCGUCGGACGGAGAUAUCUUGCCCCAGUCCACAGAAGAACACACUGCUAACACCAACGAACCUACCAACGACACGAGUCCAUCCAUGGCAUCAGAGAUGCUGGAACGGGCUAGGAAGAGGAAGCAAGCUGCAAGUACUUUGACUGUGAUGCCGUCAUCCAUGGGUGCUCCCAAGGCCACCCAAAAUUCUCUAGCCUUGCGUUCUGAUGCUAUCACCUUGGAGAAGGAGUGCAAGACACUCCGUGAGAAGUUGGAGAGAUCUUCGUCGGCUCUAAUGGCGGCAGAAAAGAAAGUAACAGAACUAUCUGCGGAGCUGGCUAAGGAGAAGAAUCAAAACGCUAGCCACGUGGCUAACAUGACGUCGAUGAAGGAGGAGACGGACGCCACGAUAGCUAACCUCCGCGAGGAGUUGAUGGACGCUGCCAGCCGCUACACUUGGAAGACCAAGGCUAGGCUGAUGAAGCAGUUCUUAGAUGGGCAGACGUCAAAGUGGACCCCUGAGGCGGACAUUAGGCAAUUUCUGGAGGUGUUCAGGACGCAAGAAGACCUAGUCCCUGAAGGUGAAAAUAGUGUUGACGUCACAGCAACUGCUGAUUCUGGCGUCAACACUGAAACCGACGGCGUCGCCUGA